Penicillium arizonense is the source of this 399-nucleotide messenger RNA. RefSeq lists its product as uncharacterized. NCBI's taxonomy places the organism in Eukaryota, Fungi, Ascomycota, Eurotiomycetes, Eurotiales, Aspergillaceae. The transcript has a single exon. Bases 1 to 399 code for a protein of 132 amino acids. The record is from RefSeq and is a predicted model, not a curated record.
AUGCUUCGUUGUAUGACAAGAUUUGACGUUGGAAACGCUGAGGGUGAUUUGCCGACUGAGAGUCCUGAUCAGAAUGAAAGAAUGGAGGCAGAUAUUGAGGCGGAGGCACGAGCUCCUGAGCAUACUCCUGAGCCGAUCAGUGACAACGAAGAGGGUGAUGACGCUGACAGUUUACCUGAGAGCGAUGAAAGUCUUGAGGGGUAUGGAUCUCGGCAUGCUCAGCAUGACCAGGAUGAUAAAGAAGCUGAGCCCGAGAAGGAUGCUGAGCAUGACAAGGAUACUGAGCAUGGUGAUGAGGAUGAUGGGAACUCAACAAACCCUCCGCUACCAAGUAUGGGGGUCAUAAGUAGCCAGCGCCUCCAUCGGCAACCGAAGCGGCGGAGAGAUGAAGAUGAAUAA